Messenger RNA from Penicillium cinerascens, 255 nucleotides. RefSeq names its product oxidoreductase CipA-like protein. Bases 1 to 255 code for a protein of 84 amino acids. The transcript has 2 exons. Lineage: Eukaryota; Fungi; Ascomycota; Eurotiomycetes; Eurotiales; Aspergillaceae. The record is from RefSeq and is a predicted model, not a curated record.
AUGGUGGAGUUCAUCCUAGUGGUGGCUGAGGUACUUCCUCAUCUGGAUGAGACCAAAAACAGAUUGGUCUAUGUGCACGGCAAGGUGAUCACUCAGCGCCAGAUCCUUGGUAUCGCGCAGAGGAUUGCGAGGGAGAGGAAGUGGAAUCCGGCGAAUGUCAACAUUGCCGGUUUGAUGGGCAAGUCGCGGGAGAGCUAUGCCAAGGAAGUGCAAGUGGCUUUCUCUGCCAAGCGAUCUUUGGGGAGAGUCUCCUAG